CGUUCUUAACACUUGGAACAUCGAUCUGGACAUGGUCGUCAACCCUCGUGGUGGCUCGUUGUAUGUCCCCGUUCACGAUGUUUGCUUGACACUCGCCGAUCGCUUCAUACGCUCCGCCUCAACCUCAAAUGAUUUCGAGACUACUUCUGCUGCAAUCACUUCGGAACUGAAGCUCUGGGAAGUUUCGUGCCGACGUCUGAACCAAAUCGGGACUGCCGAAAUCGCCGAGGAGCCUCACGACUUUUUCGUACCAUCUGGCACUCGUUCGUCCUCGCCAUGGGAGCUUGACCCAUAUGAUUUAGAUGAGGUCGCUUCGGCUCAUGUUCUACUGGUGGCAAAUCCUCUGGAAGUACCGAACAUUACUCAAUCAAUACUCAAUAACCUCAGGAUGAUACCUGACACCGAACUACAAUCAAACCAAAAACGGGAUGAAUCGUGCGAGCUGCUCGUUGAAGACACAGCUUUCCCUUGGUGGUGGGAUCUCGACACUGGCUCCAUACGCGCGAAACAAAGAUCAGGACACUGGGACUGGGAGUCUUUGAUUCGCUCCCUCUCACAGCCCGACAUCCACAUUUCCAGUGACGAUUCGUUGCAGCUUCCAAUCUCUCUUCGCAAUCGU
This is a messenger RNA of Aureobasidium vineae, 619 nucleotides long. NCBI's taxonomy places the organism in Eukaryota, Fungi, Ascomycota, Dothideomycetes, Dothideales, Saccotheciaceae. The record is from the annotation of a GenBank genome assembly.